Molecule: messenger RNA, 1508 nt
Organism: Gordionus sp. m RMFG-2023
Lineage: Eukaryota; Metazoa; Nematomorpha; Gordioida; Chordodea; Parachordodidae
Exons: 8
Coding region: 83-1408 (441 amino acids)
Source: RefSeq, a predicted model, not a curated record
UAAAAACCAAAUUUGGAUUUUGAAGAAAAAUGGUGACGCCCGAUUGGAAAAAAUAAAGGGUGGAAGACAAAAAAGGAAGAAAAUGAUAAUGAUUUUGUUGAACGAUGUCGGUUUUCCGGCCUACAUAACUCUCAUCAUCCUCUUAAGCGGAAUAUUUUUCGCCAUAUUUUGGCUCAUCAUCAUAAUACUAUUUUGCCGGCUCAAAGCAAAACGCCUGGGAAAACUUAAACGACAACCUGCUUUCUUUACACCUACCCGGGAAAACGAUGAUGGUCAGUUUUAUGGGGAGGAAGGAUCGGGAAAUAAUGCCAAAAAUAAGAAGAAAAAUAGUUUAUAUAUCCCUAAUAAAAGUUUGAACUCCAAUCUAAAUGGCGCUAAAGUACCGAGAAAAUUUGAUAAUAUGGAGUACAGUAGUAUAGAUAUGGAGACUUCUGGUGUUCAGAACGCCAUGGAAAUGGCAAACGUUCGGAUGCAAGAAAGGCAGGAAUUGUUAGAAGAACAGGCUAGGAAGCUUAAAGGAGGUCCACUUUUGCUGACCGUGCCUCAAACGCGUUUCCAUAUGGUAUCGCCUACCAAUUCCAUCACGCCCUUACUCGAAACGAACACUAAUAACGAACCCGAUGAAAAAGCGUUUCUCGAGCGAAACCCGCCAAACAGCGAAAAUAAUAUGGGGAAAAAAAUUAGCAAUUUUUUGCAAUUCAAUAGGGGGCAGACGGAUCGGAGACAUUCCGAAGUUUCGAAUUACUAUGGAGCGAACGCGAAGGCGGACAAAAAGAGGAACAAAAGCGUUAACGAUAUCGAUGGCGUUAAUAACGAGCACAUCACGGCGCUCAUAAAUAUCGUGCCGACUUCGCCCACCAUUACUCCCCUAACUUUCGUGCUCCCGAAAAAUUCUCACCACAAGCAAUUUCCCAAUCUCUCCGGUUUACCCGAUAUUCCUGAAGAUGAAUCGAAUCUCUCUUCCGCGUCUACGGAAACAAGCUCAAACUUAAUGCAAAAAAAGAGUCAAAAAUUGGCUAAAGAUAGGAAUAGGGCUUCUCACAAACUCGUCACUUUAAUAGACUUAAAUGCGAAAAAACCCCCGAGCGAUAAAGAUAAAGGGCAACCUAUUCCAGUUCCCAGGGAAGACGAAAGUUUGUCCAACGCUAUUGAACCCAUCAAGGACCCUACAAAAUUAGCCAACUUGUCAUUGGUGCCAUCUAAUCAAGAUCGAAUAAUUAUGGUUAAAGACAUAACAAGUGGCGAUGUUCUUACUGAAGCGAAUAAAACUCAAUCCACAAUCUCAUUAACCAUUCCAUCUUGCCACAGUGAUACUGCUACUACCAUUAAUUCGUCGUCUUCCAAAACCUAUUUCACGCAUUCGAAUAAUGAAAGGUUAAUAACACCGGAUAUCACUGCCGUUAUAUAAAUUUUUUAGCCCGAGAGUUCCGUUACUAUUAUUAUCACAAAUACCAAAGGACGCUAUCUAUUUAUCAACCUUUUUUUUGUACAAAUCGUUUAUCUCCGCA